Sinocyclocheilus anshuiensis is the source of this 2037-nucleotide messenger RNA. RefSeq names its product synaptotagmin-2-like. Gene Ontology annotation, biological process: calcium ion-regulated exocytosis of neurotransmitter; synaptic vesicle endocytosis. Gene Ontology annotation, molecular function: calcium-dependent phospholipid binding; phosphatidylserine binding; SNARE binding. Bases 4 to 1116 code for a protein of 370 amino acids. The record is from RefSeq and is a predicted model, not a curated record. Gene Ontology annotation, cellular component: synaptic vesicle membrane; axon; dense core granule. Lineage: Eukaryota; Metazoa; Chordata; Actinopteri; Cypriniformes; Cyprinidae. The transcript is spliced from 10 exons.
CAGAUGGACAAGCUUCCACUGCCUCCAUGGGCCAUCAUCGCCAUCGCGAUCGUAGCCGUGGUCCUCAUUCUCACGUGCUGCUUUUGCAUCGUUAAAAAGACCUGCCUUAAGAAGAAAAAAGGCAAGAAGGGAAAGAAAGGCAAGGGAGACAUGGGAAUGAAGAACAUGAAGGGAGGAGAGAAACAGGACGAGGAUGACGAUGAAGAAGAUAUAGACAUGGGAAUAACUGAAGAGAAAGAGGAGGAACCGAAAGAGAAGGAGAAGCUCGGCAAACUGCAGUUCUCCCUUGACUACGACUUCUCUGACAACAAGCUGACAGUGGGCAUCCUGCAAGCCGCAGAUCUUCUCUCCAUGGACAGUGGCGGCACCUCAGACCCGUAUGUCAAAGUAUUCAUUCUCCCUGACAAGAAGAAGAAGUUUGACACCAAGGUGCACAAGAAAACUCUCAACCCCGUCUUCAACGAGACUUUCCACUUUAAGAUUCCGUUCACUGAAAUGGGAGGAAAGACUCUGGUCAUGUCUGUGUACGACUUUGACCGUUUCUCGAAGCAUGAUGUGAUCGGUGAGGUGAACAUACCCAUGAACACCCUGGACCUGGCACAACCUAUCGAGCAAUGGAGAGACCUGGAUAGCGCAGAGAAAGAGGAGCCUGAAAAGCUUGGAGAUAUCUGCAUCUCUCUGCGCUAUGUACCUACAGCUGGAAAACUCACCAUCUGUAUCCUUGAGGCUAAGAACCUGAAAAAGAUGGAUGUUGGAGGACUCUCAGAUCCCUACGUGAAGAUUCAUCUUCUGCAAAACGGCAAGCGGCUGAAGAAGAAGAAGACGACUGUGAAGAAGAACACACUGAACCCAUACUACAACGAGUCCUUCAGCUUUGAGAUCCCACAGGACCAGAUGCCGAAAAUACAAGCUGUGAUCACGGUGCUUGACUACGAUAAGAUCGGCAAGAACGACGCCAUCGGGAAGAUCUGGGUGGGCAGCAAAGCGCAGGGCACUGAGCUCCGGCACUGGUCCGACAUGCAGGCGAACCCACGCAGGCCCAUCGCUCAGUGGCAUCCACUCAAACCCGAGGAGGAGGUGGAUGCCACGUUAGCAGCCCUCACUGCCAAGAAGUAAUCCUGUUCUUCUUCCUUCCCUCCCUCUCUCCUUUCCCUCCCCCUUUCCUUUCUUUCACUUUUCAACAUGCACAACACGUCAUCUUACCCAAUCAGCACUGAAUUACAGCCAUGGGCCACCAGACUAGAGGUAUUAAAGAAGACCAGCUCAAAUGAGACUCUUUCCACAGAUGUUCCUGAAGACAGGCCGAGCUCAAAGGUGUGUAUAUCCUUGAGGUUUAUUCACAGAAGAGAUGUAAGCUCACAAAUAUCCAAAAGCAUUCCAAAGUUUUCCAUCGGGGACCAUGGAUAGAAAACACUGCCUCUUCCACUGCCUAAUUUAACACAUUCCUUCUAGAUUCUCUGGUCAUCUAGAUUAAAUCAGUUCUGUUACUUUUGUUGAGUCUGAAAGGACAGUGAAGAAUUAAUUAAAAAAAAAAGUGGGAACUGGAGAGAUAGUUGGACUCGAUGCUCCUGCCCAGCCAGAAGGAAUCUUUCACUGCCUGCAAAACAACCUCUUCUUCCAUUCUUCAGUUCCAGCUGUCAGCUGGCUUCUUCCACUGCCCAACAUCCUAACAAACCCUGACAAAAAGGAGACAAGCCUUGAAACAUCAUGAAAUAAGCAAUUCUUAACUGCCAGGGAUAUCUUCCUGUUAGCAUCGGUGUAUUGGUUUCUUUGCUUUGAUUUCUUGUAGUAAAUGUAUUCUGCCUGAGCACUUUAAAUGAAGGUGUGUUUUUGUUCCAGUCAAUGCUUCGUUUUCAACUUGCUUUUAUUGUUACCUGCCGUUUUUGAUGUUCUGAAUCCUGUUUACCAAAAAAAUGAAAAUUAAGUCAUCAUUUACUCACUUUUCUGUCUUACGGCAGUGGAACACAAAAGGAGGUGUUUCAAAGAAUGUUCACGCUGCUCUCUUCCAUACAAUGGAUGUGAAUGGUGACCAAGCUU